This is a messenger RNA of Vigna umbellata (rice bean), 2110 nucleotides long. RefSeq lists its product as uncharacterized. The record is from RefSeq and is a predicted model, not a curated record. Gene Ontology annotation, molecular function: protein binding. NCBI's taxonomy places the organism in Eukaryota, Viridiplantae, Streptophyta, Magnoliopsida, Fabales, Fabaceae.
CAUCUUCGAGACAGCGAGACUGACACACUAUCUUCCAUUUGUAGAGAGAGAACAGUUGAAAGAAUUUGAUUUUUGAAUAGUGGGUGUGAACAUUGAAGUGAAGUGAAUACUUCUAUACUGCACUUGGUAGUUAACUUGAUUAUUUUCUCAGUCUUAGCUGAAACAUUGAGGAUUGGAGAACAAGGAUGUUUUCUGCAUCAUCCAAUGUCUGUCAAGAGGAUAAACUCUUGGAAUAUUAAGGAAAUCAUCUUAAUUUGAGCUAAUCAUCGGUUCUGCGCGUACCAAACCGAAAUCAUGGUGGAAGAUGGUGAUGAGGUUGCAGUUGAUGCACGUUCCACAGAAGACUGGUUGUUGCAUGCACAGGAACUUGUUCCCGUUGUUCUUGAUAAGGCAAGAGAGGCUAAGGGAUUUGCCGGUAGAUGGAAGAUGAUCAUUGCAAAAUUGGAACAGAUCCCGUCACGAUUAUCAGAUUUGUCAAGCCAUCCGUGCUUCUCAAAAAAUGCUUUAUGCAAGGAGCAGUUGCAGGCUGUGUCAAAGACGCUUGGGGAAGCGAUUGAAUUAGCCGAGUUGUGUAUGAAGCAAAAGUAUGAGGGUAAGCUUCGGAUGCAGAGUGAUCUAGACGCAUUGACUGGGAAGCUUGAUUUGAAUUUGAGGGAUUGUGGGCUUUUGAUCAAAACUGGUGUGCUGGGUGAGGCUACUUUACCAUUGGUCGUGUCAAGUUCUGUGGCAAAAUCAGAUGUUGCAAUACACAACAACAUAAGGGAAUUGCUGGCGCGUCUUCAGAUCGGGCACUUGGAAGCAAAGCACCAAGCUCUAGACAGCGUUGUUGAGGCCAUGAAGGAAGAUGAGAAGAACGUUUUAGCGGCUCUUGGUCGGAGCAACAUUGCUGCUUUGGUUCAAUUGCUUACAACUACCUCUGUCAGAAUAAGAGAGAAAAAAGUUAUUGUUAUAUGCUUGCUUGCAGAAUCUAGUAGUUACGAAAAUUGGCUAGUUUUUGAGGGAGUUCUGCCACCUCUUAUAAGGCUUGUAGAAUCUGGCAGUGCAGUGGGGAAGGAGAAGGCCACGAUAUCCCUUCAGAGGUUGUCUAUGUCAGCCGAAACAGCUCGCGCAAUCGUGGGACAUGGUGGGGUCCCUCCAUUGGUUGAACUUUGUCAAAUUGGUGACUCUGUGUCACAGGCUUCGGCUGCUUGUACUCUGAAGAACAUAUCAGCUGUGCCUGAGGUGAGACAAACUUUGUCCGAAGAAGGGAUUGUGAGGACCAUGAUCAAUCUUCUUAACUGUGGUAUUCUGUUAGGUUCAAAAGAGCAUGCUGCAGAAUGUUUGCAGAAUCUCACUGCAAGCAACGAGAAUCUAAGGAGGAGUGUCAUAUCAGAAGGUGGUGUUAGGAGUCUUCUGGCUUAUCUUGAUGGUCCACUUCCUCAAGAAUCCGCUGUUGGAGCAUUGAGGAAUUUGGUCGGAUCGGUCCCUGAGACAUCCUUGGUCUCUCUCGGUUUGGUCCCCCGAUUGGUUCACGUGUUAAAGUCGGGAUCUUUAGGUGCUCAGCAAGCCGCCGUAGCUGCCAUAUGCAGAGUUUGCAGCUCGACAGACAUGAAGAAAAUGGUUGGUGAAGCUGGAUGCAUCCCUCUCAUUGUGAAAAUGCUUGAGGCUAAGUCAAACAGUGCUAGAGAGGUUGCUGCCCAAGCAAUUGCAAGCCUGAUGGUUGUGUCUCAGAAUAGGAGAGAAGUCAAGAAGGAUGAUAAAAGUGUGCCAAAUUUGGUUCAGUUGCUCGAUCCAAGUCCUCAGAACACUGCAAAAAAAUAUGCAGUCACAUGCCUCGGAUCACUUUCUUCAAGUAAGAAAUGUAAGAAGCUAAUGAUCUCGUAUGGGGCUAUUGGGUAUCUCAAGAAACUUACUGAGAUGGACAUUCCAGGAGCUAAAAAGCUGCAUGAACGGUUGGAAAGAGGGAAAUUGAAAAGUUUUUUUAGCAAGAAAUAGAGAAAAAAAUAUUUGUUAAUUUCCUUUUUGUACCAAGAAGCAAAAUGCCAAGUUGCAAACUUGAAUGAAACAAGUUUGUUAAUCUAUGAUGUAUUAUAAUCAGUGUUAGUUUAUAUUAUAAAUAUUUAAAUUUCUG